Messenger RNA from Colletotrichum godetiae, 378 nucleotides. RefSeq lists its product as uncharacterized. The coding region runs from base 1 to 378 and encodes 125 amino acids. Lineage: Eukaryota; Fungi; Ascomycota; Sordariomycetes; Glomerellales; Glomerellaceae. The record is from RefSeq and is a predicted model, not a curated record. The transcript has a single exon.
AUGAAGGCCACGGGCGCGUGCUAUAACGGGAAGCUGUAUUCCCUCGCCAGCCCGGACGGCGACGCUUGUGAAUGCUUCGACGACGGAUGCCUGGACAAUAAAUUCUCGACGCCAAGGAGCGUGGGCAAGCUAGGCGACAGCUUUGGCGGCGUCACGAAAGAGGACCUGAUCGCUAGCGCAGUGCGUACGUACCUCGCCAACGGCGGCAAGAACGGCGCCAGCACCGAUGACGAGGGCGUGCAGAACGACCUCCAGGACGUGGACUUCACGAGGCCGGGCUUCAUUCGCAUCCCCUUCUGUCGCGCUGAGCGCGCGUUGCAGAGAUGGGAAGGGGCGACAAAGGACGACGCAAAAGGCUUCAACGAGAACUAUCCGUGA